AUGCCGCUUCGCGAGCACGGAGAACGCAGUAAUGUCACAUUUCCCUGUUGUCAUCUGUGAAUUUGGUCUGCGCGAUCGAUAACACGAAUUGGCUAUUCGUAGUUACAGAGGUUGAAUACUUAUUGAGCCGUUUAUGGACGGUUAGUUAACAUUGGUGCUUCAAGUAGCAAAAAUUUUAUUGUAAAGUGAUAAAAUGGACACGACCGGGGCGUACGGCGGCGGCAAGGCCGGGGGCGCCUUCGAUCCCCAGCAAUUCAUCCAGAGACCUCCCGUGAUUGUCAGGGCGGUUUGUUGGCUGUUCAGCGUGAUAGUGAUGGGCUGCAUAUCAGCCAAGGGUUGGCGCACAGGGGAAGAUGGCAAAGAGCGAUGCGUCUACAACGACGAUACGAAUGCUUGCAACUACGGAGUGGGGAUCUCCGUGAUCGCGUUCAUAGCUUCCAUCGGGUUCAUCGCUGGCGAAUACCUGUUCGAGCAAAUGUCUUCGGUGAAGACCAGGAAGCACUAUGUACUGGCUGAUAUGGGAUUCUCUGCUUUCUGGGCGUUCCUAUACUUCGUUGGGUUCUGCUACCUGUCCAACGCGUGGGGCAAGACCGAUAACCCCCCAAUGGGCACUGCCAACAAUAUGCAGGGAGCCAUCGCGUUCUGUUUCUUCUCUAUCUUCGCUUGGGUGGCUUGUGCGUUCUUCGCUUUCCAGCGGUUCCGCGUUGGUGCUGACGCUGCAUUCGCGCCGGCGUACGAGGUAGAGGGCGCUGUAGGCAGCCCUGGCGCCUUCCCCGCAUACCCGUCCGCCCCCGACCCACAGCCCGCCUACAGCGACCCACCAUUCUCGCAGACACAUGCUUCUGGAAACAUCGACUACACGGCCCCAACCUACUAAGCUGUUACGGCAAGAAAAUGAAUAGAACAUUAUCAAGUUUAUUUGCAGACACACAAAAACUGAGCGUAAGUAAUAAUACCUUAUUAUUACUGCAAUACCUUCAAUCAAAAACAAACUU
Molecule: messenger RNA, 995 nt
Organism: Spodoptera exigua (beet armyworm)
Lineage: Eukaryota; Metazoa; Arthropoda; Insecta; Lepidoptera; Noctuidae
Source: the annotation of a GenBank genome assembly